Messenger RNA from Parus major (Great Tit), 1767 nucleotides. RefSeq names its product protein ANTAGONIST OF LIKE HETEROCHROMATIN PROTEIN 1-like. NCBI's taxonomy places the organism in Eukaryota, Metazoa, Chordata, Aves, Passeriformes, Paridae. The record is from RefSeq and is a predicted model, not a curated record. The coding region runs from base 1 to 1314 and encodes 437 amino acids. The transcript has 3 exons.
AUGGUGGUGAGAGUGAAGGUGGCAGAGCUGUGCAGAACGGUGCGGAGAGCGGGGGAUGGUGAUGGGGAGGACGGUGCGGUGUGGAUGGGGAUGUCUGUACGCGGGAGCAGCGCCGGCGCCGGGGGCUGGGACGGGCCGCAGCGGCGCGCCUGGCUCCGGCACUACUACAGCCAGCGGCAGAAGCGGCUCAUGACGCUCCUCAUCGCUCACCGGAGGAGAACCGGUUGCUGCUUCUACCCCCGUGCCUGGCCCAGCCUCAGGAGCACAGACUGGUGGGAGCGGGUGGUCCUAAAGGAGUUUGGGCCCCAGGACUGGUUGGAGAAGUUUCGGAUGUCCAAGGAGACUUUCUUCUACAUCUGCAACCAGCUGCGGCCUGGGCUGGCUCCACACAGUGCCCACUUCUACCCCACCCUGCCCCUGGAGAAGAGGGUGGCUGUGGCCCUGUGGCACUUGGCCACCAAUGUGGAGUAUCAGACUCUGAGCCCGCUCUUUGGUGUGGGGCCCUCCACGGUGCAGAGCUGUGUCCGGGAGGUGAGCUACGCUGUUGUCUUGCUGCUGAAGCCGCUUUACCUCCGACUGCCUGACGAGAAGGAGCUGGAGAACAUGGUGCGCAUCUUCUGCACACGCUGGGGCUUCCCGCACUGCAUUGGGGCACUGGACAGUCUGCACAUCCCCAUUCACCCACCCCUGCGCCUCACCGCCGACUACUGCAACGGCCAGGGCUGGCACUCCAUCCUCACGCAGGCCACUGUGGAUGGGCUGGGGCAGUUCUGGGAUGUCUCCACUGCCUUUCCAGGCAGCAUGGAGAACAGCGCAGUCCUGGAGAGCUCCAGCUUGUGGGUGCUGGCCAAGGAAGGCCGGCUAUGCCCCAAUCCUCCCAAGCAUUUCAUGGGGAAGGCACAGAAGUAUGUGCUGCUGGGCGAUGCCACGUACCCCCUGCAAGACUGGAUCCUCAAGCCCUACCAGGAGGACGAGAACCUCACCCAGCGCCAGCUGCAGUUCAACUACCGCCUGAAGCGGGCCCACAGCGUGAUAGAGAAUGCCUUCCUGCGCCUCAAGGCACGCUGGCAAAUCCUCCUCAAGUGUGAUGACUGCAGCCUGGAGCUGUUGCCCACCCUCGUCCUUGCCUGCUGCAUCCUCCACAACGUUUGUGAGGCCCACGACAACCCCUUCAAUGAGGAGUGGCUGGAGGGCACCGAGCCCACCGAGCUGCCCAAGCCCUGCCAGCCUGCUCCAGCUGCCAUGGAGGACAACCGGGCUGAGCAAGUGCGUGAGCUGAUGUGCCAGUACUUCGAGAGCUGUGGGGAGGGCUGAUGGGCCUGGGGAGCAGCUGCCCUGCACAUCCCCGCUUGCAGACUCACCAUGGACUCUGUCAAAUUGGCCCAGUGCUACCAGCUGUAUGAGAUGGGGAGGGGCGGCCGUGUCACUCAUCCUGGGUUUGCUGUAGAGGUUUCAGGCAGUGGAAUGUAUUUUGUGCCCAUUCUCUCUCCCAGGAUCUAAACUGUUUGGUGGUGUGUUGUGUGCUGCGGGAGUACAGUGGGGAUUAGGGCUGGGAGGGGGAGGCUGCUGGGAUCUCCCUCUCCUCUGUCUCAAGGCCUCUCCAUUAGGCCAAAAGUAGCUGAAGCCUUGAAAUAAGACAAAACUCCUUUGAAGGUUGAAACUUGCUGUGUAAACACACAUGAGAAGGAGAGGGAAGGAAGAGGCGGAGCAGUGACUUGCAAGGGAGGGCUGACACCAGCUUGGAAUUAAACUGCAUCCACAAACUCA